Messenger RNA from Gossypium arboreum, 480 nucleotides. RefSeq lists its product as uncharacterized. Lineage: Eukaryota; Viridiplantae; Streptophyta; Magnoliopsida; Malvales; Malvaceae. The coding region runs from base 1 to 480 and encodes 159 amino acids. The transcript has a single exon. The record is from RefSeq and is a predicted model, not a curated record.
AUGGCACCUUAUGAGGCUCUAUAUAGUCAUAAGUGUCAUACUCCACUAUGUUGGACUGAGUUGGGUGAGCAUCGAGUUUUGGAACCUGAGUUGGUUUCUGAAACUGAAGAUAAGGUUAGACUGAAUCGAGAUAGUCUGAAGGUAGCUUUUGAUAGACAAAAAUCUUAUGCAGAUCUGAAGAGGAGAGAUAUUGAGUACUCUAUAGGGGACUUCGUGCUUCUUAAGGUUUCUCUGUGGAAGAAAGUUUUCAGAUUCAGUCGUAAGGGCAAGUUGAGCCCGAGGUUCAUUGGGACGUAUCAGACUCUGAAGCUUGUCAGACUGGUCGUUUAUCAGUUGGAGUUACCUUCUGAGUUAGACCGUAUCCAUGAUGUCUUUCAUGUUUCGAUGUUGAGGUGGUAUCGAUCAGAUCCAUCUCAUGUUGUAUCAAUUGAGGAAAUCAAGGUGAGGUCGGACUUGACUUUUGAAGAGGAGCCGGUUUAG